This is a messenger RNA of Eremothecium sinecaudum, 417 nucleotides long. RefSeq names its product HGL024Wp. NCBI's taxonomy places the organism in Eukaryota, Fungi, Ascomycota, Saccharomycetes, Saccharomycetales, Saccharomycetaceae. The transcript has a single exon. The record is from RefSeq and is a predicted model, not a curated record. The coding region runs from base 1 to 417 and encodes 138 amino acids.
AUGUCGACAUCUUCAAGUUUGACCAAAGAGUCGUAUUCAAACAUCCCAAGGGAUAGUCCAAUGAAAAGGCUUUCACCCUCCAGUGGAGUUUUCUCUAGGAACUCUAGACGUGGUGUAAAUAAUCGUCAUCCAAUGCGUAUAUUUGGUCGUUAUAUGAUGGCAAGUGCUCUUAUGCUCGUACUUUCUACGGGUUUGGAUAUAUUGUUGGUCGUUAACAUCAUUAUUCAAUAUCGGACGAUGACAAUUAAAAAUAUUCCUCAGUUUAUUUGGAAAGGUGCAUGUAUUGCCAUUUCUAUUUUGCUAAUUUAUGGGUUGAAUAAAUUUAAUCUCUGGUUUUACAGAAAACUGUCUGCUCGCUCAAGCAAUUUUUAUUCAAGCCUGGGAAUACAGCACGGAUAUGAAAUGAGUAACCUUUGA